Messenger RNA from Microdochium trichocladiopsis, 2108 nucleotides. Its product is annotated as phosphoglycerate dehydrogenase. The record is from RefSeq and is a predicted model, not a curated record. Lineage: Eukaryota; Fungi; Ascomycota; Sordariomycetes; Xylariales; Microdochiaceae. Gene Ontology annotation, molecular function: NAD binding; phosphoglycerate dehydrogenase activity. Bases 88 to 1743 code for a protein of 551 amino acids. The transcript is spliced from 5 exons.
CGGAGCUCACAUUCUCCGUGUGAUAUACUCAAGUAUACGCUGACGACGACGCGGGGGCCAGUUCUCUGUUGAACAUAUCCUCCUCGGAUGCUCACGCCCCGGAGCUUUUCCCUCUGUCUCUUUCCUACAGCCUCGGGGUACUCCAGCCCAGACCGCCUUCGCAUCCUCGUCCCGGAGAAGGUGUCCCCCGACGGCCUCGCCCUGCUCUCAGCCGAGUUCGACGUCGACUCGCGGCCGGGGGGCCUGUCCGCGGACGAGCUCAUCGCCUGCAUCCCGUCCUACCAUGGCCUGAUUGUGCGGUCCGAGACCAGGGUCACCGCCGCGGUGCUGAGCGCGGGCCGCAAGCUGCGCAUGGUGGCGCGGGCCGCCGUGGGCAUGGACAACAUCGACGUCGGGGCGGCGACCAAGAACGGCGUUAUCGUGGUCAACUCGCCCGCGGGCAACAUUGUCGCGGCCGCCGAGCACACGGUGGCGCUGCUCCUCGCGACGGCGCGCAACGUCGGGCGCAAGACGCUGGGCAUCAUCGGCCUGGGCAAGGUCGGGAUGAAGGUCGCGCGCAUGUUCGUCGGCCUGGGCAUGCAGCUCCUCGCCGUCGGACCCUACGCGAGCCCCGCGCUGGCCAAGCAGGCCGGCAUCGAGCUCGCGGCCGGGCUGGCGGACCUGCUGCCCGUCGUGGACUUCCUGACUAUCCACACGCCGCUCCUGGCGUCGACGCUGGACCUGCUCGGCGAGGCCGAGUUCCGGCAGAUGAAGAGCCCUGCGAGGGUGCUCAACGUGGCGCGGGGCGGCGUGUACAACGAGGCGGCCCUGCUGAGGGCGCUGGACCAGGGCUGGAUCGCGGGCGCCGGGCUCGACGUCUUCACCACGGAGCCGCCCGAGAAGGGCAGCGUGGCGGCACAGCUCGCCGCGCACGACAAGGUCGUCUGCACGCCGCACCUGGGCGCCAGCACCGCCGAGGCGCAGGAGAACGUCAGCCUCGACGUGUGCUCGCAGAUGCUCACCAUCCUGCGCGGCGGCCUGCCCACCGCCGCCGUCAACGCCCCCUUGAUCCUCCCCGGCGAGUACCGCAAGCUGCAGCCCUACGUCAAGCUCGUCGAGCGCAUGGGCGCCCUGUACACGCAGCACUACGCCCCGGCCGGCGGCGGCCGCGGGGGCAUGGUCGGCGGCACAAAGUUCGAGCUCGUCUACGAGGGCGAGCUGUCGGGCGUCUCCAACACGCGCCCGCUCUUCGCCGCGCUCGUCAAGGGUCUGGUAUCGGUCAUCUCCGACUCUGGCGGGCGGGACGUCAACAUCGUCAACGCCACGCUCAUCGCAAAGGACAAGGGCAUCGUCAUCAACGAGAUCCACGAGCACGGCGGCUCCGGCGACGGCGCUGGGGCCUACGCGAGCCUCGUCACCCUGCGCACCCGUAGCACCAGUCGUCUUGCCGGCAGCGGUGGUCGCGGAGGCCAGAUGAUCCAGGGCUACGUGUCCGGCAAGAACGUCUACAUCUCCAAGCUCGGCCGCUUCACGGCGAGCUUUAUCCCCGAGGGCACGCUGGUCAUCUUGCACAACUACGAUGAGCCGGGCAAGAUUGGUGGCGUCAGUGUCGCGCUGGGCAAGCAUGGGAUCAACAUUCGGUUCAUGCAAGUCGCUAGUCUUGAAGAGGAGGACGAGGAGGGUGAUGGGAGAUGGAUUCUGCUGUUACUGGUGUCGAGGGUGUGCAGGAGGGAGGCCGAGACGGAGGCAAGGAGGCGCUCAUGACUUGGUGUUAGUGGGGACGUGAAUCGGGAGGUGGCGGAGGAUCUGGAGAGGUCAGAGGGUAUUCUGGAUGUCAGUCUUAUCAGGCUUGAGGGGUAAAUUGUGAGUGGACAUAUUGGAUGAAGCCAGCGUGGUCUUGUAUCUUCAGGGUUUCAGACCAUGGAACCCCUACACUGGGUAGAUUCUUCAGGUAUGUGGAUGCGAAUCUGCUGUAUGCACCCACAUCGAACACCGACUUCAUCUGUCUAUUGGCAGGUCAGGCGCCAAGUUGUGUGCAAGUGAAGUUGCCCGCUAUAUCAUGGGCGUACAGUCACGCAUGAGGACAAUGCGGGUCGGCACAUUGGCUUUGGGGUAAACUACACUUUUCU